AUGACUGGCAACACCGAUUCUUCAUCGCGGCCAUCUUCAUUAGCGUGUCUUCCUUGCCGUCAACGCCAUGUCAAGUGCGAUGCCGUCUUGCCAGUUUGCACUCGCUGUCGGACAACGGGUUCUGAAUGCCAGUAUGUUCGCUCGAGGAGGGGGUUGCGGAGCCAUGGCAAGAAAUCUCUAUCUAAACCACUAGACGAGAAUGUCUUUUCAGUCCCCGCCGAUACCAUACCUGACUGGCUCGAUGCUGCUUUCCCUUCAGACUUGAGCAUAGAGACGCUCCUACAACCGCAUGAUGGACCGAUCGUCCAAGAUUUCUCACUCGACGAAACGUUUGCCCUUCCUGAGUCCGAACUGGUUACCCCAAAGGUGGCUUAUGACCCGAUGAUCCAGCUUUACUAUGAGAACUUCCACCCCUCACAUCCAUUCAUGGUGCCCAGGAGGGCACUGGGCACCUCGCUGGGCUUCUUAAUACCUCCACAACUCCUCUCAGUCAUGCGCUAUAUUGGUGCUCAUUAUUAUCCAGACCCAGCCCUCAAGCAGGCAUUUCGUCAAGCAGCGUUCGACGCACCCUCCAAUCAAUCCAUAGAGGCCGGAUUCAAAGUUCAGGCGUUGCUACUGCUAGCUAUCACCGACCACUGCUACUGUCACGAGCAAAGCGCCCAUCGAUUGAUACAAACGGCAGUCAACCUUGCGCUGGAGACUGGAAUGAACCGCCGACGAUUCGCCAGCGAGCAUUCGUACGGCCAUUCCGUACUGGAGGAGAGCUGGCGAAGGACUUACUGGGAGCUUUAUGUUGUUGACGGACUUUUAGCAGCGAUGCGCGAGCAGAGUUCGUUCCGAUUAUACCACCAGCCGGCGAAUGUGCAAUUACCCUGCGACGAGAAGAUGUACAAGAGUGACGAGACCCUGGAAAAUCUCCAGAAUAACUGGUCAUUAGGGCAGGACUUUUCAGCAUUCGCAUAUCGUAUCAGUGCCAUGCAGAAGCUAGGGGCCGUUCUUGGGCUCAACCGAUCACUCGAAGACGGUGUAGGGUCCCAUAUCGAGACCAUUGAUGCUCACCUCGUUUCUUCACUUAUGGUUCUCCCGCCCCUCCACGGCGAAAGCUACGACAGCUCCUAUCACGACGAGAUGAUUUUCCAAGCCCAAAUGAUCCUAUACUUAGCACUGAUCUACCUCCAUCAUCCGCGCUCCGGCAUGCGUUUCGCCUCCUUCCACGCUAACCCCCCUACCACCUGUACGCGGCUGCAGCUACCAGCAACAUUAACCACACAAUCAUACUGUGAUUCUGAACUUCGCCCAUCUCAAACCCUCGACCUCCACUCCCAUAAGCUCCUCCGCGCCGCAGACCUCCUCUCCGGUCUCGCAACUCUCCCGAGCCCCAUCCACCGUCGAACGCCCUUCUUCACCUGUGCGCUGGCCAUGUGCAUUAUUGUGCACACCGCAGCACUGCUUCUUGUUGGUGCUGAGAAACAGGAGGCUAUCAAGGCGAGGAUCCAGCUUAGUAUAGGUGGAUUGAAUGUGCUAGGACGGACUUGGCCACUGUCGAAAUCUGUGAGGCAGCAGAUGGUCGAUAUGUAUCAGGAGGUUGUAGGGAAAUGA
Messenger RNA from Aspergillus nidulans FGSC A4, 1599 nucleotides. RefSeq names its product Zn(II)2Cys6 transcription factor. Gene Ontology annotation, biological process: DNA-templated transcription; positive regulation of DNA-templated transcription; regulation of transcription by RNA polymerase II. The transcript is spliced from 4 exons. The record is from RefSeq and is a predicted model, not a curated record. The coding region runs from base 1 to 1599 and encodes 532 amino acids. NCBI's taxonomy places the organism in Eukaryota, Fungi, Ascomycota, Eurotiomycetes, Eurotiales, Aspergillaceae. Gene Ontology annotation, cellular component: nucleus. Gene Ontology annotation, molecular function: DNA-binding transcription factor activity, RNA polymerase II-specific; zinc ion binding; DNA binding.